Monomorium pharaonis (pharaoh ant) is the source of this 1148-nucleotide messenger RNA. Its product is annotated as insulin-like growth factor-binding protein-related protein 1. The transcript is spliced from 4 exons. Gene Ontology annotation, molecular function: insulin-like growth factor binding. NCBI's taxonomy places the organism in Eukaryota, Metazoa, Arthropoda, Insecta, Hymenoptera, Formicidae. Gene Ontology annotation, cellular component: extracellular region. Gene Ontology annotation, biological process: regulation of cell growth; regulation of signal transduction. The record is from RefSeq and is a predicted model, not a curated record. Bases 66 to 893 code for a protein of 275 amino acids.
AACCUCCCCCAUCACAUCGGGAGUGACAUGGCGAAUGACGCUCGCGCUUUCUGUCAGUCGGCGAAAUGACGUGCCGGAGAGCGUUUCUGUUUUUAACGGCGUUGGUGUUCUGUGCAACAUUUCGACGAGGUGCAUCCGCUGUCGCUGGAACCAUCGAAAAUAAAAGUGUCACUGAGGAAGCGCAACCAGAAGGUUGCAUUGAGUGCGGAUAUUACAGAUGCCCGGAGAAUCCUGGAAAGUGCUUGUUGGGCUCGGUACCUGAUCCUUGUGGAUGCUGCCCGGAGACUGGUUUGUGCGCCCGUCUCCUUGGCGAACCAUGCUGGAACGAGAGCAUCCCUCUUCUAUCUCCAAAGAGCCGUAACGACGGAUACUGCGCAAGAAAUUAUCUGUGCGAGUUACGCUCCGAUCUACAAGAAAAGGAUGCUCCAGAGGCAACCUGCGUUUGUAUGGAACAGAGCCCGGCAUGCGGUAGCAAUAAUGAAACUUACUCGACGCCAUGCGCAUUGCACGAAGAGGCGAUGAAACUCAGAAACUCAUCUUCCUUGAAGUUGCAACACCUCGGUCCUUGUGAAAGUAGACCUUGGAUUCUAUCAACUUUGGAAGAUGUUGUCUCAGCUUUUGGUCAACGCGUCGCACUCAAUUGCGAGGCGAAGGGUUUUCCUGUGCCGGAUAUCAUCUGGGAAUUUCAUUCGGAUGACGGAAGAACAGUGUUGAGAUUACCGGCGGAGGAGCACGGGGCGACGAUACACACGAGUGAUGGCCCAGAACCGCUGAUGCGAACAUCUUGGAUGCAAUUGGCUCGACUGGACGAAGAACACAUCGGCAUGUAUUAUUGCAUUGCUAACAAUUCCAUGGGUGAGGCAAGCACAUCUUCAUUCGUGUCCAUGUUGUAAGAUUGUGUUUUUAUCCUGUGAGACAAUCUUCCGUGUAACUGCUAUGUCCACGAAUAUAAUGCGAAAGAAAAACAAGCUAACUAGUAGAGAGAUUGAGAGAUUUAUUUUUAUAACAAAUAAGCACGAAGAAUUUUUCACAAAAAAAUCAUACAACUUUGAAAUCGAGUAAUCUUCAUAAAAAUGUAUAAAUGACAGUUGGUUUUCAGAGAUCUGCUUGCGGUAAAUUAGAUACAAAUAAAACUUAUUUUGUACAAU